UAAACUUCCUAUACAUUACUUACCCUCCAUUGCAAGCUAUUUUCUCUGCAGAAACUUAUUGAAAUGGAAAGGGUGACUGAUUUGGCAUCAAAGAAGGCUGCUGUGAUAUUCACCAAGAGCUCAUGUUGCAUGUGCCACAGCAUCAAGCAACUCUUUUAUGAGCUUGGUGCGAGCCCUGCAAUUCAUGAGCUUGACCAAUAUGCAGACGGGAGGGAAAUGGAGUAUGCUCUAAGAGGGCUGCAGGGGCGUAAUCCUUCAGUCCCAGCUGUGUUCAUAGGAGGGAAGUAUGUAGGCUCAGCCAAAGAUAUCAUUUCCCUCCAUGUUGACGGCUCUCUCAAACAAAAGCUGAUAGAUGCCAGGGCCAUCUGGUUCUAGUAACUACCAACCAAGCCUCAUACUAUGUUAGUUAAUGCUGUGGAAAUACUCUAAUAGCAUGCAUAUGCUGUCUGAAGACAAUGUUGCA
Messenger RNA from Corylus avellana, 463 nucleotides. RefSeq names its product glutaredoxin-C11-like. The record is from RefSeq and is a predicted model, not a curated record. NCBI's taxonomy places the organism in Eukaryota, Viridiplantae, Streptophyta, Magnoliopsida, Fagales, Betulaceae.